UCUAGUGGAAAAUAGUAUAAAGUACAGUUUAGAAGCUCUAGAUUUAAAGUCUGAUAUAGUAGAAUCAUUGAUUUUAUACUGUAAUGGGAUCAAACAUUGUGGUUUUAAUGGGACGUGUAUCUUGACUACACACAGACACAAAGAUCUAAACAUUAUCAUGAAUGAUCUAGAUUAACUCAUCGUCCUAAAGCUUGUUGCAUGUUUAUGUCCUGCAGCAUCACAGUUAUUGAUCGGUGAUCUUUGUGUCCACAUGUUGACCAACAGACGAUCGAUGUCUCAAAGGUUGCUGUGAUGUUUGAGCGCUCUGCAGGACACUGACCUGAGUUCAGUUCAAACCUCACACAUCUCACCGUCUCACAGACUCGACCGUCUGGACCGUUACCUCGACCGUUACCUCGACUGUUACCUGUUCAGAAUGAGGGCUGCUGAUUGGCUGUUGGUUCUGGCGUUCCUGCCCCUCGUCUCCUUCGCCUUCCAUCCGGACAUCUGCAGCGCCAAACCCAGAGACCUUCCUCUGGAGCCGCGCUGCAUCUACCGCAGCCCCGACCCAGAGGCCCACCCUGAGGCAGAGGCCGGUGAGGGCCCAGCCCUGGAGCCCGAUCCGGUCCCCGAGUCCACCAACCCCCGAGUCUGGGAGCUGUCCAAGGCCAACAGCCGCUUCGCUCUGUCGCUGUACAAACAGCUGGCCCUCAGCAAGGCCCCCGAGGCCAACAUCUUCAUGUCCCCCAUCAGCAUCUCCACCGCCUUCGCCAUGACCAAGCUGGGAGCCUGCAACCAGACGCUACAGCAGAUCAUGGAGGUGUUUGAGUUUGACUCCAUCAAAGAGAAGACCUCGGAUCAGGUCCACUUCUUCUUCGCCAAACUCAACUGUCGUCUGUACAGAAAGAAGGACGAGACCACGGAGCUGAUCUCCGCUAACCGGCUGUUCGGAGACAAGUCUCUGGUCUUCAACGAGACAUACCAGAACAUCAGUGAGACAGUGUACGGGGCCAAGCUGAUGCCUCUCAACUUCAAGGAGAACCCGGAGAAGGCCCGGGUCACUAUCAACAACUGGAUCUCCAACAAGACGGAGAACCUGAUCCAGGACACGCUGCCAGUGGGAGCACUGGACUCCAACACCAUCCUGGUCCUCGUCAACACAAUCUACUUCAAGGGUCAGUGGAAGAACAAGUUCAACAAAUACAACGCGUAUGUGUCAGACUUCCACGUCAGCGGGAGUCGGUCCUGCUCUGUCAACAUGAUGUACCAGGAGACCAGGUUCAGGUACCGGUACUAUCCCAAUGACCAGGUGCAGCUGCUGGAGAUGCCGUACCGCGGAGACGACAUCACCAUGGUGAUCAUCCUGCCGAGCAAAGACACCACACUGAGUAAGGUGGAGGAGAGUCUGGACCUGAACAAACUGACGUCCUGGUUGGAUGAGAUGACGGAGACCUCGGUGGCGGUCCACGUGCCUCGCUUCAGGCUGGAGGACAGCUUCAAUUUGAAGGAGAAGCUGCAGGACAUGGGACUGACGGACCUGUUCAGCUCUGAGAGGGCCAGUCUGCCAGGGAUGCUAGAGGACGGAAGUGAAGGUCUCCACAUCUCAGACGCCUUCCAUAAAGCCUUCCUGGAGGUGAACGAGGAGGGCAGCGAGGCGGCAGCAGCGACCGCCGUCGUGGCUGUUGGCCGCUCCCUCAACUUAAACCGGGAGGUGUUUCAGGCCGACCGGCCAUUCCUGCUGCUCAUCAGAGAGUCCACCAUCAAUGCCCUGCUGUUCACCGCCAGGGUGGCCGACCCCUGCGACCAGUGAGACCCGAUCCAGCAGCAACACCGAGACGAGACCACGUAAAAAAACAAUCGUUCAGUAAACGUUUGAUUCCCACCAUCAAACCAGCAGAGAGCGUAUAAAUCAUGUAGAGAAGAAGAAGAAGUCCACCAUGGGACCUGGUCUCAGAGGGAUAAUGUCUUGUUCUGAUGCCGUUUCAAUUACACAAAUCAAGAUUUUUUAGAGCGUAAAGAUGUAAAGAGUAGAGAAUCAAAAGUCUUGUCUAUCUUCCUUCCUCGUUAAAGCUCUGAAUGAAGACGUGUGUUCAAGAGUCUGAAUGAAACGCAUCAGCUGAGAAUAUAGCUAAGGUAUAUAUAUAUAUAUCUAUAUAUAUAUACAUAUACAUAUAUAUACAGUUGUGUGAAAAAGUGUUUGCCC
This is a messenger RNA of Anarrhichthys ocellatus (wolf-eel), 2182 nucleotides long. Its product is annotated as antithrombin-III-like. Gene Ontology annotation, molecular function: serine-type endopeptidase inhibitor activity. The record is from RefSeq and is a predicted model, not a curated record. Bases 416 to 1789 code for a protein of 457 amino acids. Lineage: Eukaryota; Metazoa; Chordata; Actinopteri; Perciformes; Anarhichadidae. The transcript is spliced from 8 exons.